Cricetulus griseus (Chinese hamster) is the source of this 1188-nucleotide messenger RNA. The record is from RefSeq and is a predicted model, not a curated record. Lineage: Eukaryota; Metazoa; Chordata; Mammalia; Rodentia; Cricetidae.
GCGCCGCCUCGCUGGGCCAUCAGCAACGCUCCUCACCCUCUCUGCACUGCGCUCAAACUAUGUGCCACUCGCGCAACCACGUCCACACCAUGACUGGCCUGCCAGCCCCGGCCCCCGCUCCCUCCACCGGCUCGGAACUCCGGCGGGGCUCCGGUCCCGAGAUUUUCACCUUCGACCCUCUCCCGGAGCGGGCGGUGGCGCCUGCCGCGCGUCUCCACACUUCCCGCGGGCACCGAAAACGCAGCCGAAGGGUUCUCUACCCUCGAGUGGUCCGGCGCCAGCUGCCAACCGAGGAACCCAACGUUGCCAAGAGGGUCCUCUUUCUCCUGCUCACCAUCGUCUUCUGCCAGAUCUUGAUGGCCGAGGAAGGUGUGUCGCAGACCCUGGCUCCGGAGGACGCCACCAGCGCCGCGACACCUGAAACCCUCUCUGCGCUCAUGACUGAGCCCCCGGUCCUCGAGCCCUUGAAUCUGACCUCGGAGUCCUCGGACUAUGCUCUGGACCUCAAAGCUUUCCUUCAGCAACACCCCGCGGCCUUCUGAAUGCGCCCGGUCACACCUGGCCCGGAAAAAAACAACAAAGGCACCAGGCGUAUCUGGUGCGCCAGAGCGUAUCCCAAACUGGGACUUAUAAGGCGAUGCUAACUCACAACACUACAGCCAAGACGCCGGUGCUUGAGGCGAGCCCGAGCUCGCAGGCACCGUGGGUCCUGGCGAGGCCUACUGGGAAGGACCGAAGCCUUCUCAGCGUCCUAAUUAAUAUUUAUAUAUUUAUGUAUAACCUCCUAGGUGAAGGAGGGGGUGUAUGUAAUAUUUAUUUUAACUUAUGCAGGGGUGCGGGAUAUGCCCCCUUGCCGUAACACUGACAUCUGGAUUAUUUAUUAAUGAUUUAUGGGUUCGGUGAGACAGAGCGGUGGGAGGGAGGGCCGGGGUGGGGAUUAGACUUGGUGGUUGGUCAUGGGUUUAGGGGCAACACUCCGUCUUCCAGCCCCUCACUUCUGUAGUCUGUUGUAAGGCUUUCGGGACACCCUUGGGGGAUCCGGUCUGUGGCCUUUGAUGUCUUCCUGGUUGCUUCUCAGGAGAGGCUGCGGGAGUCUUGGGUCCACGGAUUGUCAGAGGGCGGCUGUUGGGGGUCGCCUUAGUAUGUUCUGUGAACACGAAUAAACUUGAUUGCCGGUUAUUACUAUCA